Messenger RNA from Aphidius gifuensis, 769 nucleotides. RefSeq lists its product as uncharacterized. The record is from RefSeq and is a predicted model, not a curated record. The transcript has 4 exons. The coding region runs from base 1 to 588 and encodes 195 amino acids. Lineage: Eukaryota; Metazoa; Arthropoda; Insecta; Hymenoptera; Braconidae.
AUGGUGUUAAAUUUUGCAACUUGUGAAAAAUAUUGUUAUGAUAAUAAUAAAAAUUCUACAACAAUAUUAAACAGAAAAAAACGAUAUCUUGUAUUUCCAAAAAGUAGUACAUUUGUGGUUACAACAACUGGAUUAAAAGCAAUUCAAGUUAAAGAACCAACAAAUUGGAAUCUUGAUUUGGAAUUUGACAUGAUAUGGCCAAUUCCAACAGAGGAUAAUAAUAAUAAAAAAAUAAGUAAAAUAAAUAAUAUUAAAAAAAAACCAUGGAAAAAGACAUUUUAUCGAUUGAGAAGACAACGAAGAGAUCUUUAUGCUAAUUUUGAAAUGGCACUUGACAAAUUUGGAGUUCCUGGAAGAGAAUGUAUCUUGAGAACAAUUUGUGAAGCCAGAAUAUUUUUACAUCAACCUGGUGUAUCAUUUAUCGAUGAUUUACUGCGAGUUUUUUUGAGCCAUGAUGAAAACUUUGGGCAUCGAUUAGACGAGUAUGAUAAUGCUUAUCGUACAAUUAAUAAUUGUGAUUUGAAAUACAAGUGUCCAAUAUCUCCACUUGAAUUUUUACUCAAUUAUGAUCCAGCUAAAUUUUUAUAAUGACAAAAAAUAAUUUUCAUAAAUUAAAUAUAUUAACGUCUUAUAUCUUGAAUUUUAAAUUUUUUUUUUACUAUUUUUUCGCUUUUGAUGAAAGAACCUUAGAAGUAAUGCAAUUUAAAACAAGUGCUCAUUGAGUUUUAUCGAAUCUCAGUUGAUGAAAAAAAAAAAAAAAUAAUAAUGA